Messenger RNA from Papaver somniferum (opium poppy), 3089 nucleotides. RefSeq lists its product as uncharacterized. NCBI's taxonomy places the organism in Eukaryota, Viridiplantae, Streptophyta, Magnoliopsida, Ranunculales, Papaveraceae. The transcript has 2 exons. The coding region runs from base 418 to 1884 and encodes 488 amino acids. The record is from RefSeq and is a predicted model, not a curated record.
UCAAUGAAUGAAUGAAUCUUUAACUCUUUGGCUGUGUUCUCCUGAGCCAGAUUUCUUCAUCUUCUUCUUCUCAAUUCGUCUAAUCUUAUCUCUUUAUUCGUCCAAUCUUCCCUGUCUAUCUCUGAUAUUCUUCUUAUCUACCGGAUCUUGAUACGAAUUGUACUAAGAACAGUACAUUUGGCAUCAGAGCCGUUUCUAUCCAUGGCGGAGGUGGCUGUAAGGUGCGAAUUAAUGGAUUUGCAGUUGAAGUAUAUUAAGUUUUCCUUGGAUAUGCCCUUACCAAAUCGAGAAGUUAACCUUCAGAUAACAGAUAUGAUGAUUACCAUUACAAAGAUGAAGUUGAAUUCAAUGAUGGCACUCUCCAAAUAAAAAAAUCGACAAUCAUCUAGGCAACAGUUUGUUAAAGAAGUUGGGGUUAUGGAGGAAAUGAACAGUAAGGAAGGGAAUUCUACAAAUCCAACUCCAAUUUCCGACCUAAUUUGUGAUUCUAAUUCUCAAACUCCAAUUCCAGAUGAUGUUGGAUCUCAAAUGUUCAAAUCAAUUUCCAGGGGUAUUGAAGAGGAGUCUCUCGAUUUUGAAGUGGUUCCGUCGUUUUUAUUUGAGGAAAAAGAAAAUUCAAUUCCUACUGUUAUUGAUGAAGAAGAUGACCUUGAUUUGGAAUUAAUUCCUCCAUUUUUCUUUGAUGAGAACGAAGAUGACGAUUCACUUAAUGGUAUGAGCUUACAAUUUGAAGAAGUUUCAAAACAAAAGCUAAUUAGUUUCUCAAAGUUAAAUCAAGUCAAGAUUGAUAAGGUAAAUAAUUCUUCCCCAGUUUUGUUCAACAAUUUUGAGAAGAAUUUCGAUAAUCUUAAAUGCUUGAGGGAGUUUUUCAUUCUAGACAACAAGGUAAACGGUAUCAAUUAUUUUUAUCUUCAUUUGAAUGAUGUUCGACCGCUAUUUGACAGAGGUAAAUAUGUUAUUGUCUUAUCGAUUUCUUAUGAGAAUUUGGUAAAUAUAUGGAUUCCUAGCCUGGGGUACCAGUCAGAUUUUCAGUAUACACAUUUGAUUGUUAGUUCAUGUGUUAAUUCUGUUGAAAUCCAUGGUGAGACUAAGGUGUUUGUUCAAAUGUCAGAGAAAGGCAAAAUUGUGUUGGCUAGAAUAGUUUCUUUUGAUAUGGCUUAUCAGUUGAUAGUUCAAAUGCUUGUGAUGCGGAGAGAAUUAAUUCUUCUUUUGCAGCUAAAGUGUGGUUUGUCUCAUGAGAAGACAGUCCUACAACUUAACUCAUUGGACAGUGUUCAGAUCCCAUUGGACAGUAUUCAUCGUGUCUUUAAGUUUGUCUUUAAGUUUGUCUCUUUCGAUACGCUGCUUAACAUUCUUCAUGGGUCCUUGGAAUUUCAAGUAUUGCAACCUUGGAUUCUCUUAUAUUAUAUAUUUUUGUUCUGUGGGGAUCAUGGUUCUUGUUUUUGUAGACAUCUCAAGGUAACAGAUAUUCCAGCAACUAGGAUGUAUGCUUAUGUGGUUCAGUUCUUAAAUCCUGCUAGUAAUUUUGUGUUAUUACAUUGCUAUUUUCGUAUGAGAACCAACACAAUUAUUGGAGAUUGUUCUAGGCUUUCCAGAAUGGAUGUUUUCCUGCCUUAUCCAAUGCCUACAUCUGUGAUCUAUGGAAGUGUUGCUACUUUAGGUGAAGGUAUGCAAGUAUAUCGAUAUUCAGCUGAUGUUCACUCUAGGUUUUAUGCUAGACAUAAAUCUUAUAGCUUAUAUCGACUAUUGAGUCUAAUUUACCAAACCAUGGAAGUCUAUAUCAAGUUUCAGUUCUAUGUCAGAGUAUUGGAAACUCAUAGAUGGUUCACUGUGGAUUAUACUCUACAUGCGCUGCGAGUGGAGAUUUUAUUGAGCUGUGAAUGAGUUUCGGCAGUUUUCUGGAGUGUGAGAAUUUCCUUGGCGCAACUGUUAGAUUUGUGGCUCUCACCAACAAUGAUUUCUGGUUGGGAAAAAUCUCUCGCGAUAGGAGUUAACUUGCUUGGUUGGUCGGAUACUCAUAUCCUGCUGAAAUUGCUUACAUCUGAGGACUAUGAGAAAAUUUUGAUGAGUAAAAGAGUUGCACAUUAUGUGGAAAAGCAUUGCAACACAAGAAGUUUGAGUUUCAAAGAUGAUUAUCUCAUUAUGCUUCUUAGACAAGAUCCUCACUGUACAUUCGCUUUUGCCAAGGUAUACUUCCUCAUACCCAUAAGACUGAAUACUUCUAUAUGUGUUAGUUCACCAGCUGCUGAAUAUUGUCGACUCAUAUUUGAUCGUGGUAAAGAAGUAAAACAUGUUAAGAGGCAUUCUCCUUUAUGAUACAAAUAUUUCCAAAUUAUAUAUUACUUCUUACUUGUUUGUUAGUAAUGGGUUGAUUUUCAUGGAUGCUUGUAAUGGUGAAUCUGCUCAUGAGUUCUUUUUUAAUACUGGGUACCAUCUAGUCCUGUUGAUUGGAAUGUCGAAUGUGUUUGAGUUUGCUAUCAAGGGUAAUAGGUGUGAUGCUAGUAAGCUGGUUAAUGAAAUGCCGCAGCAUGAUUAUAUUUUCUGGUCUACUUUGAUACUACAAGUGGCAAGGGAAAAAUGAGUUUGGUAUUGCAUCAGAACUGUCUGGCUAGUUACUUAUCAGAGUUACUAGUCUUGCUCGAAUGCUAAAAGAUGAAGAGGAAUUCAUGAAGAUGGAAAUACCCUCCAAGGCUUUUAUAUGGUUGGUAAUGAGAAUUGGAAGAAUUCAAGGUUCGUACAACAGCAUGGUUAUGCGAUGGGCACAAUUCAAGCUCUGAAUAUUUCUUUAUUCAUUGAUAUAGCAGUGGGGAAAGGAAAAGCAAGUUACUUCUCUAUACUUACCAGUCUAAACUCAUGCUCACUAGUGAUAGCUUACUGAAGAAACCUUACAAGCACAGUACUUUUGGGUUGAAUGGUCAAGUUCUUGCUACUGCAAAAGAACCAUCUCUGGGCCAGCUUAUCAUUCUUACCAUAAUUUUUCAGAUAUUAUCGACUUCUUUCAAGGAACUAAUUGAGUUAUCCAACUAUGCUAUUAUGGGUCUCCUUCUAAGUUGUGGGUGGAGGCAAUUAUCCUUGUGUGUAGAAAACAG